UCGCGGUUCAUCACAAAUUUGUCGCAAAACUUCAUGGCAAUCGUCAGAAUUAUGGGAAUUAUACUGAUCGUUACCUGCAUAAUACAUUCAAUAACGUCAGCUUUAGCAGCAGUUGAUCCAAAAUGCGACUAUUAUCAAGACGUGAGCAUCGGGCAAAGAUAUUAUAUCUAUAAUCAUCAAUAUCCAUCCAAAUAUGCAGCUGGAACAUCGUGCCGAUGGGUUGGUCAAACAAGUCCUAACGCGGUUAUUAUUCUUACUUGUGAAGAUAUAAAUUUGCCACCUUCUAGGGACUGCCAGCAAGACAAGCUAAUAAUUUCGAAGUCAGGCGAUGCGAAUUUUCAGGAUGCACACAAUUAUUGCGGCAAAGGCACGUUGAGUACAGUUUCGGAAAGAAACCGAAUAUCUAUAGGAUUAACGGCGCCUUGGUACAGCAUGGGGGGACGAUUUUUGUGCACACUAACAGCAAUCCAGUCUUCAACCCCAACGGGCACCACCGAGUCGCCUGCAAAGUGUGAUUGUGGAUGGCGUCAACAUCGGCGGAUAGUUGGCGGUGUGCCAACUGGCGUUAACGAAUUCCCACUGAUGGCCGGACUGGUCCACUUACAGAAGAGAGAAAUAUCCUGUGGUGCCAGCAUUAUCGCGAGUAGGUACGCGAUUAGUGCCGCCCAUUGUGUCUUAAAUGAAACUGCCAGAACAUUUGGUUUAUUGGUUGGUGAUCAUGAUAUUAACACCGGAGAUGAUACCCCGUCAGCAGCAUUGUAUAUCAUAGAAAACAUCAUAAGACACCCUAUGUAUAAUUUGGGUUCGAAAGAAAACGACAUUUCCAUUAUCAAGACUGAGAAAACAAUUCCCUUUGGAGGCGAUGUUGGCCCGGUGUGUCUACCUUUCCGGUUUUCAAAUUUUGAUUUCAAUGAUCAAACGGUGUUGGCAUUGGGUUGGGGAACGACUGAGUUUACUGGACCAAGAGCACAGGAACUUCAAAAAGUAAAUCUUACUAUAGUUUCUAAUAACAAGUGUCAAGAAGAACUGCUCAAUGCGAAGAUUUUCAGUAGCGUGCUGUGCUCUUAUGGCGAUGGUAAGGAUGCGUGCCAGUAUGAUUCCGGUGGUCCACUUUUAUGGUACGAUAACGAAACGAGGAGAUUACAGCUGAUUGGUAUAAUUUCCUAUGGGAUUGGUUGUGGAGGUGGUUUCCCCGCUGUGAAUACUAGAGUGACCUCUUUUCUGGCUUGGAUAAUUUCGAAAACAUCCGACGCUGAUUAUUGUAUUAAAUAAAUAUUACUGGUGC
Messenger RNA from Photinus pyralis (common eastern firefly), 1285 nucleotides. Its product is annotated as venom serine protease 34-like. Gene Ontology annotation, molecular function: serine-type endopeptidase activity. The transcript is spliced from 8 exons. Bases 34 to 1272 code for a protein of 412 amino acids. Gene Ontology annotation, biological process: proteolysis. The record is from RefSeq and is a predicted model, not a curated record. NCBI's taxonomy places the organism in Eukaryota, Metazoa, Arthropoda, Insecta, Coleoptera, Lampyridae.